AUGGAUAGGGAAGAAUCACUGCUCAUCCUCAGAGCGCAAUUCUUCCAAUGCCUCGACGUCGACUGCCUUAGAUGGCCGCCGCAGAAGCUACUUGCCCACCCAGACACAAGCUACUGGACUUGGAAGAACCUCUGCUAUGAGAAGAGAGCAAUGGCCAAGCUCCCUAUUGCCCUGUACCGCCUGAACUUCUUCAAAAAGCUGCUGGAGAGGCUCGGGCGGGCUGGUCACGUCAUCACAAACGAUCCAAAAGAGGACGGCGCACUUCCUUCCAUUGUCGCAAUGGUAGAUGCCGUCAAGAAGCUCCAAGAGGACCCCGCUCCACGCAGCCCUGACGACCCCGAAGACAUGUACGUCACCUAUACCGUGCCCCCGUUCCCGCUGGGCUCAUCCUCCGCCGUGAACCCAGACAUCGUCACGCUCGUCGAGACCAGGCGGCUUGUCGCCGGAUCGCGCUUCACCGGCCACCGCACCUGGGACGGCGCCCUGCACCUGGCGCACUAUCUCGUUGCGGAGCAAGGAAGCACCGUGAGGGGACGCUCGGUCCUGGAGCUAGGUGCCGGCGCGGGCUUGCUGUCGAUCCUCUGUGCCAAGUAUUUCGGAGCUAAGAGCGUCAUCGCUACGGAUGGCGACGAGCGUGUCAUCGAGGAGGCGCGUAGAAACGUUGAUAUAGGCGGGUUUGGUGGUGAAAAAGAAGGCCAGGGCCGCGUGGAAGUUGAGAGACUUCGGUGGGGAGAGGAUCUCGGAGGAUCGUGGCUUCAUGAUAGGUUAUCCAAGCAAUGCAAAAGCCUCGACGUUGUUCUCGGCGCAGAUCUGAUCUACAACGAAGAGUCUGCCUCGGCCCUUGCCAAGACGCUCAAGUCACUGCUUGUAUUGGAGCCAGAGUUAAAGGUUAUUAUUUCCUGGGCAAUGCGGUUUCCCCAAGUCACGGGCAAGUUCCUCCGGGACUGUGAGGCCAACAAACUUACUAUUCGGGAUUUACCCUUCACCAUGACGCCUUACACCGAACAAAAGGGCCUUUUUUACCUGACUGCUGUGCCACUUCGUAUUAUACAAAUAUCAUUGCAAUGA
This is a messenger RNA of Pyricularia pennisetigena, 1068 nucleotides long. RefSeq lists its product as uncharacterized. NCBI's taxonomy places the organism in Eukaryota, Fungi, Ascomycota, Sordariomycetes, Magnaporthales, Pyriculariaceae. Bases 1 to 1068 code for a protein of 355 amino acids. The transcript is spliced from 3 exons. The record is from RefSeq and is a predicted model, not a curated record.